AGAGUUGAGUGGAAAUGGCGCCCUGUGAGAGCUGGAGACUCGAGCCUCGCCUCUGACCACCCAGGCGCCGGACUCACUGUUGCCUGACCUGGACUGAGGAACUCGGCAGAUGAUGACGGAUGACGCGCGGAGUCGGCAGAGUUGUCCAAGGGAACCGAGUGUUAGUGGAUAAAGCGCCAGCGCGGACAGUGCAGGAUGCAGGACCUGACAGCCAAAGUGACCAGCAGGCUGCUGUCGUUUCCUGCCGUCACCCAGGAAGCUCUGGGAGAGGACGAGAUCAGUCUGGCCUCGGAGCUGCAUGGACAUUUCACUGUUGGGCGCACUGGUCUGGCCUGGCUGGCCACUGGCCCCCAGCUGGAGGUGGUCCAUGCCAUGACUGGGGAGCGUCUCUCUGCGUACCGUUUCAGCUCAGCGAGCAACCAGCCCCCGACCGUGCUGGUUGCUCGAGAUUUCAGCUGGCUGAAGAGGUCUGGACUGCUGGUGGGCCUGGAGGAGGAGAACUGCAGCGUGCUCUGCCUCUACGACCUGGGACUGUCCAGAGUGGUCAAAGCUGUGGCCAUCCCAGGCCGGAUCACGGCCAUCGAGCCGCUGGUGAGCUACGGCGGCGCCAGCACUUCCACCCAACACCUCCACCAGGGCCUUCGCUGGUUCUUUGGGAUCGCUGCUGUGGUGACUGACCUGGGCCACAUCCUGCUGGUGGACCUGUGUCUGGAUGACUUGUCGUGCAGCCAGAGUGAACUGAAGGCUGCAGACCUGUGGGUGGCGAUCCUGGGUGAUGAAAUCCCUAAGGUGCGGGAGCUGAGCCGUAGAACGGGCCAACAUACCUGCCUACAGCUGAAGAAACCAAGCGGCGUCGGAGUCACAGCGCUGCAGUUUGUCUCCAGAACCAACCAGCUGUGUGUGGGCUUCUCAGAUGGUUCCCUACAACUGUGGAAUGUAAAGACUCUGAAGAGAGAGUACCACUCUACGUUGGAUGGUGGCCAGGUGCCGGUCCAUGCCUUCACCUUUCAGGAGCCAGAAAAUGACCCCCGGAGCUGCUGCUACCUCUGGGUGGUCCAGUCUUCUCAGGAUCUCAAAGGAGACAUGGUCAGCCUGCACCUGCUUCAGCUGGCCUUCAGUGAGCGCAAGUGUCUGUCUUCGGGGAAGAUCCUGUACGAGGGUCUGGAGUACUGUGAGGAGCGCUUCAGUCAAGAUCUAGGGGGACAAGGUUUUCCUCUUGGGACGUUGACCACCGACACCCGUCUCCUCAGCUGCCAGACCAUCGAGAAGUUCCGACCGCAUCCGGACCGAGACGACAGCGUGAACGAUGUUGCUUCUCCAGACACAAGUGUUUCCAUCUUCGUCUGGCAAGUCAAGGUGUACGGCCAGGGGGCCCCCACCGCCUACAUCGGGUUGUUUGACAUCAACCGCUGGUACCACGCCCAGAUGCCUGACUCGUUAAGGACCGGACAGUCUCUGCAGAACUGCCCGUACUUUGCCGUCUGGACUCUGGAGCCGGUGGUGCAGAUGGUUUCUCCACACGAGGUUCUGGACGUGCUGGUCCAUGACCGCAGCCUGAGCCGGGGUCUGCCCCUGACCUGCCCCCCACCAGAGCAGUACUUCAACCCCACCACCUACAACUUUGAUGCCUCUUGUUUACUGGACUCUGGAAUCGUGCACCUGACCUGCUCCGGUUAUCAGAAAGAGACUCUGAGCUUCCUGAAGAAGGCGGCGCCAUGCACCAGCGAUAACAUCUCCAGCAUCUACUCACUCUGCCUCAUGUCCGGCCUGCUGUCGUCCCGACUCUCUGACUCUCACAACUCCAGCUUGUCCCAGGAGGAGCAAUUGGACGCCAUCUUGUCCACAGCGGUGGAGACGAGCUCGCUGGGUCUCAUCACUGGAUGCAUCCAGCAGUGGACUGCCGAGGAAGAACCUGGCUCUGCUCUCAACCUUCGCUACAUCCUCGACUGGGCAUGGAACAAAGUUGUGCAGACCAAAGAGGAACUGGACACCAUUUGUUCCCCGCUCUUCAACUGCUCGUCCAACUUCAUCGACUCGCUGACGUUGCAGCUGCUGCAGCACAGUCAGCGUCUGCUGGGCAACCUCAGCUCCAUCUUCCACUGCUUGCUGACCGAGGCCCAGGAGCUCACGCAGAACGGUCUGCUCGGCUUGAUCAAUAAGAACAUGGUGUCCAGUCUGAUAUCCAAGUACGCUCAAGUGGUCCUCUGGUUCUGUCGCGUGGGCCUGCUCCCUGAGGGACCAGACGACGACGGCCUCCAGUUAGCACGGCCCAUCUACUCCCACAGUGCCAUCAGUGUCAACUACACAGCAUACCGGGAUGAGCUGCGGUGGCUGACCAAGGGAGGUGGGCCUUCAGACUGCUUGAUGAUUGACGGUCUGGUGAGCCAGGGUGGCGAGGCCUUGAGGGACCUGUGGAAGAGAGACGUAGGGGGCACCGGACUGUAUCCGCCUCCCAGCCUACAUGCCCUGCUGGACAUCUACCUCUUGGCCAACGUUGAGGAAGAGGUCAAACAUGCCAUCGUGAUUUACCUGCUACUGGAUGUCAUGUAUUCUUCACCGAACAAGGAAGAAGCCUCGGUGGAGUCCUUCCCCUCUGCCUUCGCCAUCCCUACUGGCCUGAUGAAACUGGCUCAAGGCUUCUGGCUGCUGGACCACCAUGACAACCAGAGAGCCUUCCAGGUGCUCCUGCAUCCUGCCGUCUCCAAGUGUCAGUUUGAGUGGCAGCACGAGCGAGUCCUGCGGGUGCUGAUGUGCCGCAGGCAGCGCUCGCUGGCGCUGCGGUACCUGCAGGCAGCCAAGCCCUCCGUCUCCACCUGCGCACAGGCCAAGCUCUACCUGUCUGUGCUGCUGCACAACCGCUGCAUGAUAGAGGCCUGGUCAUUGCUGCGGCAGCACCGGAGCCACCUCAACAUGGACGAGCUGCUGGGCGUCUUCUUCGAGAGCUGCCAAGAACUCGGCCUCAUCAAGGAGCUGCUCAAACUGCCCCUGGAUGUCAACGAGCAGGAAUAUCUGGAGAAGUUCCUGAAGACCACUCGAGGUGUGGUGAACCGGGAACUGCUGAUGGUCCAUUACCUGCAGCAGGCCAACUACAUCCCUGCCCUGCAGCUCAACCAGACCCUCAAGACCCAGCUGCUGACCGACAGAGACCCCAAGCAGAAGGAGCGCUCCAUCACCAGGAACUCCAUCAUGCACCUGUACGGCAAAGUUUUACCGCGCGCCCAGCGCAAACUGGCCAUGGAGAGAGCCAAGCCCUACCAUCACCCCCACACCUCCCACAAAGAAGUCACUCGGCCGCAGCCCCUCUCCACCAUCACCAAGCGCUCCACCAGCCAGAAUGUGAUGUCCAGAGCGGGCUUCAUCAACAACGUCCUGAACAAGAUCGAGGAGGUGUGGCUGGGCAAGGCUGGCUCCCCGGUGUCAUCACCGGCUCGGAGCCCGUCAGUUGGAGCUGAGGUCUGCAGCCCCGCGACAUGCCCUGCUGCACAGCCAGAGCCCUUCCUGGGAACUCCAAUCCCACUCAGCUCCAAGGGGAAGUCCAGGCUUCUGGGGCUGGUGUUCCAUCCCUCCCGCCAGAGUCCUGUGCCUCCCUCCUGUCCCCUCAGUCCUCUGGGUUCCAAGGCCUCCUCGAAAAGUGCCAGCAAAGCGCCUGAGUUCAGCCUGCUGCAGACGCCUCAGGUGGUUAAGAGGGCGCGAGCUCUGGCGGCUGCAGGUCCAGUCUUCUCAGGCUUCACCCCUCAAUCCAUCCUGCGCAGCAGCCUGCGGCCCACGCCGGUGGCCACGCCGUCUGCAUCACCAGGGCGGUCCGUCACUCCACCACCACCACGGCGGCGAGAUAACAGGAUCACUUUUAUUGAGGACUCUCCAACUCCAGAAGCAGAGAAGGUCAUGCCAUGGAGCAACGGGGAGGCUGCCGACAGAGAGAUCCACCUGCUGACCAGAGAUUCCCUCAAAGCUUCAUGCAAGACUUGGUCCCCACAAGCAGCUGAGGGAGAAGAUGAAGAUGAGGGCCAACCUCGUGUUAAGUUCCACGAGGCAGCAGAUGGAGCCAAGCGUUCGCUCCUGGUGCCAGCGAGGAUCAACCUCAGUCUGGAUAGCAGCUUCCAGUCGGCACAGUCGGCCAACUCCACCCUGGAGUGCUAUGAAGUCAUGCCUUCUGGAGAUCAGGAGGACAGAGGUCAAAGGGCACCACCCGAGGAGGAGGACGACGACGUGGUGGUUGUCACCAGCAAGACCAGGCUUGAGGAGCAGCAGGAGUUUUCUGGAGGAGAGGUCCCUCAGCUGACACCUGGGGAAGCUGAGAGGGAGAUGAAAGAGAUGGAUAGUCUUGUUGAAGAAGAUCCUCAACCGAAGGAAGACACAGAAGUGGACGAACCAGCAGACGGGACCAGUCCAUCGGAGGCCGAAGAAGAUAUUCCAGAUGCUAACCAAGUCUGUGAAGGUGUGGAGAACACUGAGGGGGCCAUCAGAGACUCAGAAGAAGGCCUGCUGCAGACCACAGGGCAGAGUGGUUCUGUGCAGCAGCAGCAGCAGCAGCAGCAGCAGCUGGUCGCUGGUGAGGCCGCUCCUCCGCCCACCUCACACAGACAUGAUGUUGCUGAAGCGGAGCAGCGGGAGGAAGAGCAUGAGGACGAAGACGACUCUGGCAGUGAAGUGGAGAUCAUCGAGGAGGUCCAGGGUAACGGCAGACUGCGAACCCUUCAGUCCGCGCCCAUGUUUGGUGCACAAGACCAGGAGAUCUUCAUCCCCACCCUGUCGGAGGAGGAGGAUGCAGAGUUUUCCCUCGUCACACCUGGAGCUCAAAUAAAGGUGGUCGGGGAGGAGAUGGGGGGCGAGGUGCUCAUGGUGAGACUGGGUGCAGAAGUUGAAGCAGUGGAAGAGGAUCCAGGACCAGAGUCCUCCUACAUGGAGGUGAAACCCUCCACAACCCUGCUGGUCCCCCUGGAGCUGGUGGAUGGACAACCAGACUUUGACCGCCUACCGGACGUCCAUCCAGCUGAGGACCACAGGUGUCUGAUUGAAAACAGCUUCUCUCUCAUGCUGGACAUGGACGAGGACCCGGCUAAAGAGACGGAGAACCAGCUGCAGUUCCCCGAAAUGACUGAGGUGGAGCUCCAGAUUCAACCUGAGACAUUGAGUCAGAUGGAGGAGGUUGUCAAACCCACUGAGGUGAUGAUGGGAUCAUCUGAAGAUCUUGACCCCAUUGAAGAGCAAACUGGGGCAAAUAGAGUCUCAUUGACACUGGAGGAACAACAGACACCUGCACAGGUGGAACCGUUUGGUGUGGAGCACCUUUCAGCUACAGAGAUGGACUCUUCAUCUGACGAGUUGAAAACUCUGGAGGAGAGGCUUUCUACUGAGGAGGAACCUUCGCCUGAGAAGGAGGAACCUUCGCCUGAGAAGGAAGAACCUUCGCCUGAGAGGGAAGAACCUUCGCCUGAGAGGGAAGAACCUUCGCCUGAGAGGGAAGAACCUUCGCCUGAGAGGGAAGAACCUUCGCCUGAGAGGGAAGAACCUUCGCCUGAGAGGGAAGAACCUUCGCCUGAGAGGGAAGAACCUUCGCCUGAGAGGGAAGAACCUUUGCCUGAGAGGGAAGAACCUUUGCCUGAGAGGGAAGAACCUUUGCCUGAGAGGGAAGAACCUUUGCCUGAGAGGGAAGAACCUUUGCCUGAGAGGGAAGAACCUUUGCCUGAGAAGGAAGAACCUUCGCCUGAGAAGGAAGAACCUUUGACAGAGAGAGAAGGGAAGGAGGAACCACUGGAGCCUGAGGAGUUGAAGGACACUCUGCCCUUCCGACCUUCAAACGUGAAGAAUGAGAGAAGCUGUGAGAUGGUCCAACCUAUCCAAGUGGAAGAAACUUUUCAGGCUACGGAGCCUGAUGGAUACUUGGAGGAGCAGCCGGACUCGGCCUUCGCUGCUACUGGAAAAGAAAAGGAAACCAGAACAGUGGCAGAGACACGACCACGGACAAGAGCAACCAGGAAAGCUGAGGAGGCCCCAGAGGAGAUGCAAGAGGAGCAGCCAAUGCCAGACACCCUCACAUCCCUGAGGAAGAAGGAGGCUCCGUCUACUCCCUCACGGAGGACGACCAGAGCCAAACAUGUCACAUUCAUCUCUCCUGUCUCGGAGGAAGGCGGGGGGCCCGACACCAAGGCGACGGGGACGGAAGCUCCACCUUCUCCCGGGCGAACACCACGAAAGACGAGGAAGAACACGGACACCAAAGUCCUGGCAAGUCCCACCCGGAGGAGCGCACGCAGAGCUGCAGCUGCCACAGAAGAGCUGCACUUGAUGGAGAGUGUGGCCUCCACGCAGUCUCCCAGCAGGAGCCUGUCCAGCCAGAGCUCCUGGGAGGCUCCUGCCCAGCAGGAGGCGCCUCAGAGGACACCCACGCGGAGGUCCACCAGAAAGCUCUCUGACAGCAGCGACGCAGCACCCGAGCUCCUCAAGCUGAAGAGCAGAUCCAAGGUGUGGGAGCCAGCGCUGCUGGAGGAGGACGAGGGUCCCGAACCGGAGCUGGGCCCCAGCCCGAGCAGGAGGGCCCGACCCACCAGCCACAGGAGCGAGAGGAGCACCAGGGCAGGGGCCACCAGUGGAGAUCUGCCCGAGGCCGACCGCGGCUCCCAGCGGCCCCUCAGAACCAAGGUGCCCGAGCAGUCCAAGGAAGACCUCCAGCUGCUGGACCCCCUGGAAGUGGACUCCGACACUGGGGUGGCCGAUGCUCUGCUCAAGAGGAUCCAGGACAAAGAGAAGCAGGAAGGAGACGCUUUGUUCAGGAAGGCGGUCAGAACCAGGAGCUCGAGGUCUACGUCAGAGGAUGUGAAGGAGAUCCAGAUCCCAGAACCAGAGGAGGACGAGUCCAGCCCGGGCGAGCGCUCCCACACCUUCUCCCCGUCACGGAAGAGAACAAGAGCCACCAGAUCCAAGUCUCCCGGACCCGUCAAGGCGGCUUCAGCUCGGGUCACUCGGAGCAGAAGCUCGGCCGUGAAAGAGGCACAGGAUGAUGUCACGUCAGAGGAAGACCACGUAGACCUCCCCAAAAGUCGGAGAACUGGCAUGCGAACCGCCAAGUGCGCCGCGCUGCCACACCUGUCCUCCAUAGCUGAGGCGGUUCUGAUCUCCCCGCUGCCCAGUCCGGGGCCGCAGAGCGGGUCCGGGGACGGCGAGUCGCCCACGCAGGGCGUCAGCCGGCGCCACAAGCGCGUGAUGGAUGCGGUGGUCAGACGCCCAGCCACGCGCCGGAGGAAGCUCUAGCGCCGGCGACACGGACUGACCGCUGCUUUUAAGUUCCGCCGCCGCGCCUGCGCUCGUCUCUUAUCUGUUUCUAAAUAAAUCACGGAAGUGAAUAAAUGCUGCGUGUUGAGGAGACUGGCCCCGCCUGGCGCCACGCCGGGGUUUGGCUCCGCCCACCUGGGGACUCUUUCCUCAAGUGGGAGUUUAGAAUGUCUUAUUUUUGAUGAC
Molecule: messenger RNA, 7458 nt
Organism: Synchiropus splendidus (mandarinfish)
Lineage: Eukaryota; Metazoa; Chordata; Actinopteri; Syngnathiformes; Callionymidae
Gene: ahctf1
Product: AT hook containing transcription factor 1
Exons: 39
Coding region: 196-7251 (2351 amino acids)
Molecular function (GO): protein binding
Source: RefSeq, a predicted model, not a curated record